Messenger RNA from Hydra vulgaris (swiftwater hydra), 539 nucleotides. Its product is annotated as large ribosomal subunit protein uL29. Gene Ontology annotation, biological process: maturation of LSU-rRNA from tricistronic rRNA transcript (SSU-rRNA, 5.8S rRNA, LSU-rRNA); translation. Gene Ontology annotation, cellular component: cytosolic large ribosomal subunit; ribosome. The record is from RefSeq and is a predicted model, not a curated record. Lineage: Eukaryota; Metazoa; Cnidaria; Hydrozoa; Anthoathecata; Hydridae. Gene Ontology annotation, molecular function: mRNA binding; structural constituent of ribosome.
AUCAAAAAAUCCUGGAUCCCGCUCUGAAUUUUACCUAAGUUUUUACUCUUGUUUAAUAAAAUGGUUUAUUUUUUAAAUUUGUUUUAUAUUAUCGGUUGCCGGUCCUUUUAAUUACUGUCGCUAAAGAAGGAAAGAAAUUCCAAGGCCAAGAAAUGGUUAAAGUAAAAGCACACGAACUUAGAGGAAAGAAGAAAGAAGAACUUCUUCAUCAGUUGAAUGAAUUGAAAACUGAGCUUCAGCAACUCAAUGUAAAUAAGGUUACAGGAGGUGCACCAUCUAAACUUAGUAAAAUAAAGGUUUUCCGAAAAUCAAUUGCCCGUGUGCUAACAGUUAUUUCACAAAGCCAAAGGGAAAACUUAAAGAAGUUCUAUGCCAAUAAAAAAUACAAACCAUUGGACUUGCGAUCAAAGAAAACUCGUGCUAUGCGACGUGCUUUAACCAAACACGAAGCCAGUCUUAAGACUGUUCGACAGGUCAAAAAAUUGAGACAUUUUGGUAUCCGUAAAUAUGCUGUUAAAGAAUAAAUGUUUCUCAAAUCA